AUGGCAACAAAAACCUAUAAUCUAUGUCUCCUGAUCGCCCUCUCACUCCUCCAAAUCACCCUCGCCGUCCGAUUCGACGCCACCAACAACGCCUCCUCCACACCGGGCGGCCAGCGCUUCGACCGCGAUAUCGGGAUCCCAUACACCCUCAAAACAAUGCCCGAAAUCGCCAAUUUCAUAUGGAAGUUAUUCCAGCAGCCAAAUGAGGGUGACCGGCGCCACUACCCGGACGACGUCGUAAACGUGAUCAUCCAAGACCUCCAGGACGGCGCCCUCGGCGAAACCGGAGACAACAACGUGUACAUGAGCGCCAAGGGCAUCGAGACGUACCCUCCCGGCGAUGGAGCUAAGUUCAUGUUCACCUCGAUUUUGUACCAUGAGAUGACGCACAUAUUCCAGUGGUCGGGCAAGGGCACGGCCCCCGGGGGCUUGACCGAGGGGGUGGCCGAUUACACCGUGCUGAAGUCACCGUUCUAUGUGGAAGGGUACUCGACGCCUGGGGAGGGAGAGCGGUGGGACGAAGGGUAUGGCGCGACGUCGAGGUUUUUGGAGUAUUGUGACAGUUUGAGAGAAGGGUUCACGCCGGAGCUGAAUAAGAUGAUGAGGGAAGUUUACAAACCGGAGUAUUGGAAGCAGUUGUUAGGGAAAGAUGUUGAUCAGCUUUGGGAAGAAUAUAAGGCUAAGUAUGCUAAAUAA
Molecule: messenger RNA, 696 nt
Organism: Salvia hispanica
Lineage: Eukaryota; Viridiplantae; Streptophyta; Magnoliopsida; Lamiales; Lamiaceae
Source: RefSeq, a predicted model, not a curated record